Messenger RNA from Pelobates cultripes (western spadefoot toad), 1434 nucleotides. The record is from the annotation of a GenBank genome assembly. NCBI's taxonomy places the organism in Eukaryota, Metazoa, Chordata, Amphibia, Anura, Pelobatidae.
AUGGCCGACUUGCUUCUUUCACCAUCCAGGCUCCAUCACCAUGGUUACAGCAAGGUACCCGUCUGUGGGUAAAAAUCACACCUCUUUCCUGUCACAUGGUACCACCCCUCCUCCCCCCCCCUGAAUGAAGCUGACGAUUGGCUCCCUUAGCUGGUCUCCCAGUGUAACCAGUAGACUGACAGCUGCAGCAGCCAAUGAUUAGAGUGUGGGCGUGACCUCCAGCCUGGGCGGCUGUGUGAGGGCCUGAGAGCUGUCCCCGGUGUGGGAGGAGGAAGUGCUGUCAGCGGUUUCUGUCGGUGAGAGGUGUUCGGUAAGGAGGUGCCUGGGGUAAUGUAUGCCGUGCGGUGCCGUUAUAGUGCAGGGGGAGAGGCCAGCACUCCAGAUAGCUAAUAUAGUCAUUGUAACAAAGCUCGCAAUGGGGAUGGAGACUGGCACCGUUAUCAAUAGGGAUAGAGACUAUUAUACUCAUUGUCUAUAGCCAACACAGCAUCAACAUCCCUGGGCUACCCAGCAUUAACAUCACUGGGCUACCCAGCAUUAACAUCCCUGGGCUACCCGGCAUUAACAUCCCUGGGCUACCCAGCAUUAACAUCCCUGGGCUACCCAGCAUUAACAUCCCUGGGCUACCCAGCAUUAACAUCCCUGGGCUACCCAGCAUUGACAUCCCUGGGCUACCCGGCAUUAACAUCACUGGGCUACCCAGCUUUAACAUCCCUGGGCUACCCGGCUUUAACAUCACUGGGCUACCCAGCAUUAACAUCCCUGGGCUACCCAUCAUUAACAUCCCUGGGCUACCCAGCAUCAACAUCCCUGGGCUACCCAUCAUUGACAUCCCUGGGCUACCCAGCAUUAACAUCCCUGGGCUACCCAGCAUCGACAUCCCUGGGCUACCCAGCAUUGACAUCCCCGGGCUACCCAGCAUUAACAUCCCUGGGCUACCCAGCAUCAACAUCCCUGGGCUACCCAUCAUUAACAUCCCUGGGCUACCCAGCAUCGACAUCCCUGGGCUACCCAGCAUUAACAUCCCUGGGCUACCCAGCAUCAACAUCCCUGGGCUACCCAUCAUUAACAUCCCUGGGCUACCCAGCAUCAACAUCCCUGGGCUACCCAUCAUUAACAUCCCUGGGCUACCCAGCAUUGACAUCCCCGGGCUACCCAGCAUUAACAUCCCUGGGCUACCCAGCAUUAACAUCCCUGGGCUACCCAGCAUCAACAUCCCUGGGCUACCCAUCAUUAACAUCCCUGGGCUACCCAGCAUCGACAUCCCUGGGCUACCCAGCAUUAACAUCCCCGGGCUACCCAGCAUCUACAUCCCUGGGCUACCCGGCAUCGACAUCCCUGGGCUACCCGGCAUCGACAUCCCUGGGCUACCCGGCAUCGACAUCCCUGGGCUACCCGGCAUUAACAUCCCUGGGCUACCCGGCUUUAACAUGA